AUGCCGAUUGAGAUCGUGUGUAAAAUCAAAUUUGCUGAAGAGGAUGAGAAGCAGAAGGAGAAAGAAGAAGGGGACAAGGAGAGCCUGAUCGAGGAGCCUGCCCGGCCCCGCUCCCGGGAUCUGGCCACCUUCGCCAGCACCAGCACGCUGCACGGCUUGGGACAUAUCUGCCGGUCGGGACGGCUGGGCGUGCGCCAGACCCUCUGGGCAUUUGCCUUCCUGGCCUCGCUCGCCUUCUUCCUCUACCAGGCGGCCAAGUCAGCGCUGCUCUACCUGGAGCACCCCCACGUCAUGGCCCUGGACGAGGAGGCCAUCCGAGAGAUGGUCUUCCCCGCCAUCACCAUCUGCAACAUCAACCGCUACCGCCACUCGGCACUCACCGACGCCGACAUCUUCCACUUGGCCAACAUGACCGGACUGCCCCCCAAGGACCGGGAUGGUCACAAGGCCACGGACCUGCUCUACCCUGACCCUGACAUGGCUGACAUUGUCAACCGCACCGGCCACCAGCUCGACGACAUGCUCAAGAGCUGCAACUUCAGCGGCGAGAACUGCUCAUCCCGUGAUUUCACUGUGGUCUACACACGCUAUGGUAAGUGCUACACUUUCAAUGGGGAUCGGAGGAAUCCACGUGUGACCCGCCAAGGUGGCAUGGGCAACGGGCUGGAGAUCAUGCUGGACAUCCAGCAGGAAGAAUACCUGCCCAUCUGGAGAGAGACCAACGAGACAUCAUUUGAAGCUGGUAUCCGGGUCCAGAUCCACAGCCAGGACGAGCCACCCUAUAUCCAUCAGCUGGGCUUUGGUGUCUCACCCGGCUUCCAGACCUUUGUGUCCUGCCAGGAGCAGCGGCUCACCUACCUGCCACAGCCGUGGGGGAACUGCCGGGCCAGCAUGCAGGGAGAGCAGCUGCUGCCCGGCUAUGACACCUACAGCAUUGCUGCCUGCCGCCUCCAGUGUGAGAAGGAGGCCGUGGUGCAGAGCUGCCACUGCCGCAUGGUCCAUAUGCCAGGCAAUGAGUCCAUCUGCUCCCCUAAUGUGUACAUCGAGUGUGCUGACCACACUCUAGACGCAGCAGUGGAGGACAGCCAGGAGCGCUGCAGCUGCCCCACACCGUGCAACCUGACACGCUAUGGCAAGGAGAUCUCCAUGGUCCGCAUCCCCAACAAGGGCUCAGCACGCUACCUCGCCCGCAAGUACAACAAGAAUGAGACCUACAUUCGGGAGAACUUCCUGGUGCUGGACAUCUUCUUUGAGGCGCUUAACUAUGAAGCCAUUGAGCAGAAGAAAGCCUAUGACCUUGCCGGGCUUCUUGGGGACAUCGGGGGACAGAUGGGCCUGUUCAUCGGUGCCAGCAUCCUCACCAUCUUGGAAAUCCUGGACUACAUCUAUGAGGUGGUCCGAGAUAAGGUGAGCCGGGUCCUGCGCCGCUCCAAGCCACCUCUGAAGAAGCCCUCGGGCAGCAUUGCCACACUGGGAUUGGAGGAGAUGAAGGACCAGAGCCCCUGUGAGACACUGGGUCGGCACGUAGAGGGCGCCUACAACGCAGGCAUCCUGCCCAACCACCACCACCGCCACCACUACCCUCACCAGGGAGUCUUCGAGGACUUCGCCUGCUAG
Molecule: messenger RNA, 1617 nt
Organism: Sturnus vulgaris (Common starling)
Lineage: Eukaryota; Metazoa; Chordata; Aves; Passeriformes; Sturnidae
Gene: ASIC4
Product: acid sensing ion channel subunit family member 4
Biological process (GO): sodium ion transmembrane transport
Cellular component (GO): plasma membrane
Molecular function (GO): ligand-gated sodium channel activity
Source: RefSeq, a predicted model, not a curated record